Molecule: messenger RNA, 1473 nt
Organism: Zasmidium cellare ATCC 36951
Lineage: Eukaryota; Fungi; Ascomycota; Dothideomycetes; Mycosphaerellales; Mycosphaerellaceae
Exons: 5
Coding region: 1-1473 (490 amino acids)
Molecular function (GO): carboxylic ester hydrolase activity
Source: RefSeq, a predicted model, not a curated record
AUGGUUGGCAUGCGCUUCGCCGCACCACCCGUAGGAGACCUUCGCUUCCGCGCCCCAAGAGACCCUCCUCGAACGAACGGAACACAGUCAGCUGCUCAGUUCCGGGCGACUUGUCUAGGCUCCUACGUUGGGUUUGGCCUCGAAGAUCCGCAGGAGGAUUGUUUGUUUGUGAAUGUGUUUACGCCGUCGAAUGCUACGACAAACUCUAAGUUGCCGGUUUGGUUCUAUAUCCAGGGAGGAGGGUAUUCGGGGAACACGAAUGCGAAUUAUAAUGGGACGGAGGUUGUGAUGAAGUCGGGGUAUGGGGUGAUUUUGGUUAAUAUGAACUACCGCGUGGGAGCCUUUGGUUUCCUGGCAAGUGAAAAGGUUCGAAGGGAUGGUGAUCUGAACGUUGGUCUGCUGGAUCAGAGGAAGGCUAUGCAGUGGGUGCAAAAAUACAUUCAUCUGUUUGGCGGCGACCCUAACCAUGUCGUGAUUCACGGAGCAAGUGCCGGCGCCGGCUCCAUCGCCUACCACCUGACAGCCUACAACGGCCGCAACGAAAACCUCUUCGCCGGCGCCAUCAGCGAAAGCACCUUCUUCCCCACGCACCGCACCGUCCCCGAAAUGGAAUUCCAAUUCGCCCGCUUCGCCCACAACGUCUCCUGCCCCAACGACGCCAACGUAAUGCCCUGCCUGCGCUCCAAAGACCUCGCCACCCUCCAAUCCGCAGACUACUACCAACCCUUCCCCGGCCGCCAAAACGCCCCAGAUUGGUACUUCCUCCCGGUGGUCGACGGAACUUUCUCCCCGGACUUGCUCUACAACCUUCUCGCGCAGGGCCGCUUCGUCAAAGUCCCCCUCCUCACAGGCCACGACACCGACGAGGGAAACGGCUUUGCCGCCAACGCCGCCACGAAUGCCGAUUUCCUCUCCUUCCUGCUGGACAACUACCCCAACCUGACCCCCGCCCAAAUCGGCCGUAUCAACGCAACCUACCCCCUCCUCCCGCCCCUGCCCCUCCACGCCGAAUGGUUCCCCUCCGCCGCCGCAGCCUACGGCGACUCGACCUUCAAAUGCCCCUCCAACUACCUCGCCUCGACCAUGUCCGCCUACUUCUCCCCUAACCGAGUCUGGAACUACCACUACAACGUCCUCGACCUCACCGACCAAGCCUUCGGCUCAGCCGUCCCGCACACGGCGGAAACGCCGGCCAUUUUCGGGCCGGGGAGUGUCGAUUGUGGGGAUUGUUCGUAUACGACGUAUAAUGCUCCGAUUGUGCCGGUUGUGAUGAGUUACUUCAUUUCUUUUGUGAGGGAUUUGGAUCCGAAUCCGGGGAGGUUGGAGGGGAGUCCGUAUUGGGGGAGUUUUGGGAGGGGAGCGGGGCGGAGGUUGAGGGUUGAGAUUAAUGGGACGGGGAUGGAGGGGGUCGGAGAGGAUCAGAGGAGGAAGUGUGAGAUGUGGAGGGGGUUUGCGCAGACGAUGGAGCAGUAG